UUAAGGCGGAGGCUCCUCCUCUCGCCGCCGCCGGUCGCGCCGCCAUGGAGGGGGGCGUGCGGCUGCGCGCGGGUGCCUCCAAGGGGGACGUCCGGGAGAAGGUGUGGGACUACCUGGAGGCCAGCGGCCUGGCCGAUUUCCCGCGGCCGGUGCACCGCCGCAUCCCCAACUUCAAGGGGUCUCACCAGGCUUGCUGCUCUAUCAAAGAGCUGGAUGUGUUCAACAGAGCACGUGAGAUUAAAGUGGAUCCUGACAAACCUCUAGAAGGUGUUCGGCUAGCUGCAUUGCAGGCAAGGAAGACUUUGUUGGUUCCCACACCACGUCUGAGAACUGGGCUGUUCAAUAAGAUUGUUCCACCUUCAGGUGCAACUAAGGAGAUCCUGCGAAUAUGUGCUACAUCUCAAGGUAUAAAAGAAUACAGUGUGCCUGUAGGUCUUGAUGGGAAAGCACGGGUCGACUUGGUUGUUGUAGGAUCAGUGGCUGUCUCUGAAAAAGGCUGGAGAAUUGGAAAAGGGGAAGGUUAUGCAGACAUGGAAUAUGCAAUGAUGGUGUCAAUGGGUGCAGUGCAGGAGGAUACACCUGUACUUACUAUUGUGCAUGACUGUCAGGUGGUUGACAUAGCAGAAGAGCUUCUUGAUGAUCAUGAUUUAACUGUGGAUUAUAUACUCACUCCAACAAGAACUAUCAAGACUAAUUGCAAACGACCGAAACCUCAGGGAAUAAUAUGGCAUAAGGUCAGCUAUGAGAUGCUGGGAAAAAUCCCCAUCCUAAAGAGUCUUCGACACAGAGAGAAGCAGACUGGCAAGGAUGUUACCCUCCUAGAUGAACAUUCAGACUUGGCAAGUGCCAACACACCAGCAGUGUUAAAUGAGAAGGCGAUGGCUGAAAAUACAAGACCGCAGGCUGCUAUGGGCUCAGCUCAAAUAGGACAACAUUAUGUGGAAAGUGAUUCUUUAAGUCCCAGAUUAGAGGGAUCUGGCAUGAUUACUACUGUGUAUGUGGGGAACAUACCUCCCAGCGUAAGAGUGAGCGAGCUGAAAUGUGCUUUAAGGGAAUUCCAUGCAACUCCUUUACGACUGAAUUGGCAAGGAGCACAGCACAGGGCUUUUCUCGAUUACAAGGAUAAAGCAACCGCAGAGAGUGCUGUAUCCUCUUUGAAAGGCUUGAGCCUCGGGGGCAAUACUUUGCGAGUUGAGCUGGCCAAGAAUCAGAGAAACAAAGGGCAAGUAGAAAUCAAUAGUCACAAAUGAAUAUGAAUAGAGGGGAAAAAAAUAGGCUUGUUUUCAUUGUUUUGUGAGAAGCCAACCUAAGUUUUCAAGGAUAUUAGUAUAUCCUCUAAUUUCUGCAGGCUAAACAACAAAGUGCAAAGCCAACUUUUCAAACAAACGAGGCAUACAUCUCACAGCUGACUUGCCUGCCUCAUUCCUGCAGUUGUACGUGCAAAGUCUAUUUAUCAAGACAGAUGACGGGCCAUUUCUCUAAACAAUUACCCACAAAGUACCCACGCUCUCUGUAUUCAUUUUUCGCUGGCCGUGGGUUGAUUUGCUGUGCGGUGUGUACAUUUGUUAGGCCUGGAUCAAAAACCUGCCCCUGGGUAGCUGUGUGCAGCCACAUGUAAGGAGGUGAUUCUCUUCCGUCAUCUAAAGGUUGUACCUGCAAAUUUGUACUUGUGAGCUUAAAAGCCAGCUGCAGAAAACCCGUCUUAAGGGUUACAAUUCUGUUUACUAAAAAACCGGAGUUUGCCUCUUGGGAGUUUCCAGCAUAUUUUUCAUAAAAAUGGCUGGGGAGAGAGAUUGCCCUUUUUGUGCUCUUGUGAAGAACAGCGGUGGAAACACUGGCUCAGCCACUGAGUUCUAGUAAUAGCUAUUAACAUCAGGUGGAAGAGAUGGUAGCCCCUUUCUCAGUUCUGUUUUGUUAAUUCAGCCCUCUGUAAACCUUUUAUGUCUUAUUUCAGUCUGGCAGAGGAAAGUGAAGAAGAGUUUUCUCCUCUGUUUUUCCCCAAAACGCUUCAGGUACUUUUUUCAUGGAUGCAGAUAAUUAUAAAAUAGAUGCUUUUCCUGAU
This is a messenger RNA of Harpia harpyja (harpy eagle), 2062 nucleotides long. It is a transcript of the gene MTHFSD, whose product is annotated as methenyltetrahydrofolate synthetase domain containing. Bases 45 to 1250 code for a protein of 401 amino acids. Gene Ontology annotation, cellular component: cytoplasm. The transcript is spliced from 8 exons. Gene Ontology annotation, molecular function: RNA binding. The record is from RefSeq and is a predicted model, not a curated record. NCBI's taxonomy places the organism in Eukaryota, Metazoa, Chordata, Aves, Accipitriformes, Accipitridae.